This is a messenger RNA of Zingiber officinale, 1553 nucleotides long. RefSeq names its product rhomboid-like protein 15. Lineage: Eukaryota; Viridiplantae; Streptophyta; Magnoliopsida; Zingiberales; Zingiberaceae. The record is from RefSeq and is a predicted model, not a curated record. The transcript is spliced from 13 exons. The coding region runs from base 147 to 1364 and encodes 405 amino acids. Gene Ontology annotation, cellular component: endoplasmic reticulum membrane; Hrd1p ubiquitin ligase ERAD-L complex. Gene Ontology annotation, biological process: endoplasmic reticulum unfolded protein response. Gene Ontology annotation, molecular function: ubiquitin-specific protease binding; serine-type endopeptidase activity; misfolded protein binding.
AUCAGUGAAGUAAACGCGUCUUCGCCGGAUCCGACCCGAUACGUCUGCGAACCGGUCGACGACUCCAAGGCGGUAAAAAGGCGUGAGGGGGGAGAAGUCGAGCUGCAGCCUGCAGCAAGAGGGGGAAAAUUGCAGCGGGAUAGGAGAUGCGGCCGAACAUCGUUGCUGAGGCAGGGUUGCCGACCAGGCUGCAUCAAUGGUGGGCCAGUGUUCCGUUUAUUACUUCUGGCAUCAUCUUCACUUGUGGCAUCAUUUAUCUGGUCUGCUUGUUGGUUGGUUAUGACUCCUUUAGUCAGAUAUGCUUCUCACCUUUUGAAAUCAUUUCACAUUUUCAAGUUUACAGGAUGUAUACAUCUGUUCUUUUUCACGGAUCUUUACUUCAUGUUCUAUUCAAUAUGUUAGCUUUGGUACCCUUGGGCACUGAAUUGGAAAGAAUAAUGGGCUCUGUUCGACUUCUAUAUUUGAUGCUCCUGCUUGCAACUAUCAAUUCUAUAUUUCAUCUAAUAAUUGCCUUACUGGUGGCGAACAAUCCCUUACAUCCUUUUCCAUUCCUAGAGACUGAAUGUGCCAUUGGUUUCUCUGGGAUCUUAUUUGCAAUGAUUGUCAUAGAAACAAGUUUGAGUGGCGUUCAAUCUAGAAGUGUUUUUGGACUCUUCAAUGUGCCUGCUAAAUGGUAUGCAUGGAUCUUGUUGAUACUCUUCCAAUUUCUAGCCUCUAAUGUUUCAUUUCUUGGACACUUGUGUGGCAUUCUCUCUGGGUUUGCAUACACGAGUGGUCUGUUAAAUUACUUGCUUCCUGGGCCAUCUUUUUACUCUUCCAUCGAGAGCUCCUCUAUACUGUCAUUUUGUGUAAGACGCCCUAGAUUUAUAUUGUGCACUGGAGGGACCACAUAUGGCCAGAUUCCAACAUACACUAGCACAACAGCUAUACCUGAUGGUUUGAGGUCAGGUCUAUGGAGGAAUAUCUCUUCAUGGAUGCCACAAAGGGGAGCAUCACCUGCUCAGUCAUCAGAGGAUCCAAGAUUUCCUGGAAGGGGACGCACACUUGGUUCAACAAGAAAUCAAUCAGCUGGCCCUACUGAAUCUGACAUAAGCUUACAAGCUAGGCUUUUAGAUAACUCAACUCGAUCCUUGGAGACAAUGAAUUCAGCAACACAACCAACAGCUGCAAGGCGUUUGUCUCUAGAUACUGAAGUGGGUUCUGAACUAGCGGCAAACAUUCAGGGUCUUGAUAACUUUGAAGAGGAGCUCAAGAAAUUAAUAGCUAUGGGCUUUGAGAAGACUCAAGCUGAAGUUGCCUUAGCCGCUGCUGAUGGAGAUCCCAAUGUCGCGAUUGAAAUUCUGAUGAGCCAGCAGCAGCAAUAGGAAUUUCGUGGUCAAGCCAACUUGCUGUAAGCAGUUUACUGAAGGAGACUGGAGUAUUCUGUAAGAACAUUUUGGAACUUCUUUGAUGUUUCUCUUCCCAUACAAGAACUUUAUUCCUUGUAAAAAUUCACUGUCAGCGAAUUGAGAUCAUCUAGAGGUAAACCAAGAAAAUCGAAACAUUUCAUUUGA